Messenger RNA from Fundulus heteroclitus (mummichog), 1248 nucleotides. It is a transcript of the gene med8, whose product is annotated as mediator complex subunit 8. Gene Ontology annotation, cellular component: mediator complex; core mediator complex. The transcript has 7 exons. The record is from RefSeq and is a predicted model, not a curated record. The coding region runs from base 128 to 940 and encodes 270 amino acids. Gene Ontology annotation, molecular function: transcription coregulator activity; RNA polymerase II cis-regulatory region sequence-specific DNA binding. Gene Ontology annotation, biological process: regulation of transcription by RNA polymerase II. NCBI's taxonomy places the organism in Eukaryota, Metazoa, Chordata, Actinopteri, Cyprinodontiformes, Fundulidae.
GUAAACUGCCAGAAAACGCUAUAGAAGAAGAAGAAGAAGAAGAAGAAGAAGAAGAAGAAAAAGAAACAGAAACAACAACAGUCUGCUACAUUUUAACCCUGACGGAAGGCUAGCUUGUAGGUCAACAAUGCAGCAACGCGAGGAGAAGCAGCUGGAAGCCUCGGUGGACUCGCUCAUCUCUCUGGUGGGCCAGGUUAAAAACGCUCUGCAGAACUUCAUCUACAAGCUGGAGAACGAAUACGAGCGCCUGACAUGGCCUUCGGUUCUGGACAACUUCGGGCUCCUGUCCGGUCAGCUGAACACCAUCAACAAGAUGCUGAAGAACGAGAAGACGCCGUCCUUCCGCAGCCAGGUGAUCAUCCCGCUGCUGCUGUCUCAGAAGCCGGACGACGAUCUAGCGGUCCUCACAGAGCAGCGUGUGCCCGUCUUCAGCCAUGAAAUUGUCCCAGACUACCUGCGGACCAAGCCGGACCCGGAGGUGGAGGAGCAGGAAAAGCAGCUGAGCACAGAGGCGGCGCGUAUCGGUCCUGAUGCGGCGCAGAAGCAGAUCCAGGCCUUGAAUAAAAUGUGUUCUACCCUGCUGGAGAAGCUGAACAACCCACGUGAUGACAGAGAUGGCGAAAGUGCCGCAUCACGACUGAACAAACCGUCGUUUAACCUCGGAGACACCAACGCUCUGGUUGCAGCCGUUGCAUUUGGAAAGGGGCUUUCUAAAUGUAGGCCUCCGGGUCCCAUGGGUCCUGGACACCCAGGGCAGGGGCCGAUGAUGAGCGGGGGUCCGACCUUACAGCAGGUCACCAUCGGAGGUGGUUCAGGCCAGCAAGCAGGUAUGGGAGGGCCUGUAGCUCCACAGCAGCAAGGACAGCCGGGAAAAAUGCCAAGCAGCAUCAAGACCAACAUUAAGUCUGCGUCUGGUUCAAUACAUCCCUACAACCGAUGAGCCUCCUACUCGUCUCCUCAGGACCACCCGUAAGCUUUCAGAGGCAGCAGGUCUGCUAAGCGCUCAGCCCAUGGUGGACUGGAGCAGCUUCUGAUGCUCAGCUGUCCGGUGUCUUAGUGGCACCAGGCGCGAUCUGAAGCUUUCAAGACUGUUUCCCCACAUCUAGGCUCAGCUUUGGAAACUACAGUCAAACCUCCCGUUUACAGCCACUAGAUGGCACUAUGUCACCAUUAAACGGACUGAAACAACUUUAAAUGUUUAACCAGUUCAUGUGAUGCGUUUUCAAUAAAGAAAACCCAAUAACAUUA